AUGAAUAUGGAAAACGAUUUGAAGGAAGAACUGAAUAGAAGAAUGAGAGCAGCAUGGGCAGCAUUCGCACCCGUCAGGGAAGCUACGGACCAACUGACGGACCAAGAUCUUCGUGCCUAUCUGUUCGACUCGACAGUCCUUCCAGCGCUCUGUUACGCAGCGGAGACGUGGGCAGACACCGCGGCCACAUCUAGGAAGCUACUUACUACCCACAGAGCCCUUGAGAGAUGUCUCUUGAAGUUUAACCGGCGCACACAACACCUAGCCAGUCUUCGUAGCUCCGAAUUAAGAGGAAUGUCCCGUCUUCGCGACCCAGCGGAAUAUGUAUCGAAAGCAAAACAUAGAUGGGCCGGUCACAUCAUGAGAAGGGAGAUCGCCAACGAGAUGGGUGACGUGUUCGCUACACGGAUGGACCAGCUGAGAGCUCAGCUGGAUACGGCUCAAGGACCUCGUCAACGUCACUCGCGAAACUUGAGAACAUCUUAG
Molecule: messenger RNA, 486 nt
Organism: Necator americanus (New World hookworm)
Lineage: Eukaryota; Metazoa; Nematoda; Chromadorea; Rhabditida; Ancylostomatidae
Exons: 1
Coding region: 1-486 (161 amino acids)
Source: RefSeq, a predicted model, not a curated record